GACCACUGUCAUCGGCCAUGUUGAAUGUGAUUACGAAAUUUUGUUUACAAUCUUGUAACUUUGUUACCUAUCGACAGUGUUUAUUAUCGUAAGAUCAACCGCAAUGAAUAGAAUAAAAUCAUUUAUGCCGCUUUUAUCUUCCGUACGCAAACUGCAUACGACCAACAAAUCAUUCCUGAAUCUUGUGCCUAUCGUCGUGGAACAAACCGGCCGAGGAGAACGAGCGUAUGACAUAUUUUCUCGCUUGCUGAAAGAGCGAAUCAUCUGUUUAAUGGGCCCGAUACAUGACGAUCUAAGUUCAUUGAUAGUGGCGCAGCUGCUAUUCCUGCAGUCGGAAAAUGGAACCAAACCGAUCCACAUGUACAUCAAUUCGCCCGGAGGAAGUGUCACGGCCGGAUUGGCAAUCUACGACACGAUGCAGUACGUGAAGCCACCCGUAGCUACCUGGUGUGUGGGACAGGCAUGCUCCAUGGGUUCACUACUGUUGGCUGCCGGUGCACCAGGAAUGCGCCACUCACUGCCAAAUGCACGCAUUAUGAUUCACCAACCGUCCGGCGGUGCACAGGGACAGGCGACUGACAUUCAGAUACAGGCGGAAGAGAUACUGAAGCUUAAAAAACAGCUGACGGAGAUUUAUGGAAAGCACACAAAAACAUCGGUCGAUGUGCUGUACUCAAAGAUGGAGCGUGACACGUUCCUCAGCCCAGAGGAGGCCCAAACGUUGGGCAUUAUAGAUACGGUACUGGAGCAUCCCCCCUCAUCGACGGAAGCUACGUCGUAAAUCAGAGCACUGGAAGUUAUGUAUGAUGUUUGUUAUGAAACGGGAGGGUAAUAAAACAGGACAAAUGUAAGAACUUGUUUAAA
Messenger RNA from Anopheles funestus (African malaria mosquito), 864 nucleotides. It is a transcript of the gene ClpP, whose product is annotated as ATP-dependent Clp protease proteolytic subunit, mitochondrial. The record is from RefSeq and is a predicted model, not a curated record. Gene Ontology annotation, cellular component: endopeptidase Clp complex. Lineage: Eukaryota; Metazoa; Arthropoda; Insecta; Diptera; Culicidae. Bases 104 to 781 code for a protein of 225 amino acids. Gene Ontology annotation, biological process: protein quality control for misfolded or incompletely synthesized proteins. The transcript has 2 exons. Gene Ontology annotation, molecular function: ATP-dependent peptidase activity; ATPase binding; serine-type endopeptidase activity.